UUCAGUAUCAGUCAGCUCAUUGACAUCUGGGAAACAGACGUAUCACUCGACUUUGUUUUAGCAGACAUGGCAGCAGCUGAUGUUAUCUCUAAUCAGAAUGUGGUAGAGAGGGUGACCAGCCUUCCUCUGGUGAGCUCCACCUACGGCUUGGUGUCCAACGUCUACUCCAACACCAAGGGCACCCACCCUUACAUCAGGACUGUGUGUGAGGCUGCGGAGCAAGGAGUCCGCACCAUCACCUCUGUGGCCCUCACCACUGCCUCACCCAUCAUGGGCAAACUGGAACCUCAGAUUGCGAUUGCCAAUGACCUGGCCUGUAAAGGUUUGGACAAGAUUGAGAAAACCUUGCCGAUUCUUCACCAGCCCUCUGAGCAGAUUGUUUCCAAUGCCAAGGAUGUGGUAAGCACGGCCAAAGAUGUUGUGACAGGCACAGUGUCCAGUGCCAAGGACACAGUCUCAGACACCCUAACCAGUGUGGUGGAAAAGACUCGGGGUGCGGUGCAGGAUGGGAUGGAGAAGACCAAGGCUGUUGUCAGUGGGAGUGUCAGCACAGUGCUGGAGAGCAGAGUAGCCCAGAUGGUCAGCAGUGGAGUUGACACAGCUCUCAGUACAUCUGAGAACCUGGUGGAGCAGUACCUGCCUCUGACGGAGGACGAGCUGGAGCUGGAGGCAAAAACUGUGAAAGGCUUAGAUAAGAAGGAGCUGAGCUACUAUGUCAGGCUGGGCUCCCUCUCCACAAAGCUGAGGCAGCGGGCAUACACCAGGGCUGUAACCAAAAUCCAAGAUGGCAGGCAACGCAGCAUGGAAUUCAUUUCUGAGCUCAACUCCACAGUUGACGUGAUUGAAUACGGCAGAAGGAAUAUUGGCGGGGCUAACCAGAUGGUAAACGACAAGCUGAGCUCUUUGGCGAUAUGGAAGUCCAAUGGUCCAAACCAGGAGAGCGGUCACGAGGCAGAGGCAAUUGAGUCACGCACCCUGGCCCUUGCACGUUCCCUCACCCAGCAGCUCCAGACCACAUGUCUGGUCCUCGUCUCCAGCCUGCAGGGCCUCCCCAACAACAUCCAGCAGGAAGCACUCUCCCUCAGCCAUUCUGCCACACAGGUCUACACCAACUUCAGCAAGGCCAAGGUGCUGGGAGACCUGCCAGACAGCAUGUUGACCAACAGCAAAGCACAGCUGGGAAAAAUUAAAGAGUCUCUUGACACCGUCAUGGAUUAUCUUGUCAACAACACGCCGCUCAACUGGCUGGUCGGACCCUUCUACCCCCGGAUAACUCCUGAGUCGAAUCACACGCCAGCCUCCGCUGCCAGCAGCACACCAGCUACGUCCUCCAACUCUCCCUCCACCCAGCACCGCAGGGAGGAGCCCAUGGAAGUUGAGAUGAAGUCAUUACCCUUCCAGCAGGAACAGUGACCCAUUACAGCCUUAUGUUUUGAGUUUUAAGUCGUUUCCGUGGCAAUACUUCAGUAAUUACUUUACUGGCAAAUAUUUAACUUCCUGAUGUUGAAGAUGCUGAACACAUUAUGAUGUAAAGCUCUGAUGUAGUUCUGUGUUGAACACAAUGCCAUUUUGUACUUUUUAAAAAUGUAAUUUUUGCUGUAAUCAGCUCACUUGUCAGAUUAGACAGUUCUUUUAUAAUUUUAUAACCGAGACAUUUAAAAUCCAAUCAGUCAAAACUUAUCCCUGUGCUUAGUUCUAUAUAAACUUUGCUGGAACCAGUUA
This is a messenger RNA of Seriola aureovittata, 1722 nucleotides long. RefSeq names its product perilipin 2 (gene plin2). Lineage: Eukaryota; Metazoa; Chordata; Actinopteri; Carangiformes; Carangidae. The transcript has 8 exons. Gene Ontology annotation, biological process: positive regulation of triglyceride storage; lipid storage. The record is from RefSeq and is a predicted model, not a curated record. Gene Ontology annotation, cellular component: cytosol; lipid droplet. Bases 67 to 1413 code for a protein of 448 amino acids.